GUGGUGGCAGACAUGAACUGGUUGUCCCUACAGGUCUUGCUUGGUGGGGUUAGCCAAUACUCCACAGUCUUUGGACGUGUCUGGCUAUCUGUGGUGUUUGUCUUCCGUAUCCUGGUGUUUGUGGUGGCUGUUCAGCAGGUGUGGAGUGAUGAACAGAAAGACUUCAUCUGCAACACCGCCCAGCCGGGUUGUGCUAACGUUUGCUAUGACAAUUUUUUCCCUAUCUCCCACAUCCGUCUAUGGGCUCUCCAGAUCAUUUUUGUCACUUGCCCGUCUCUCAUGGUGGUCGCUCACGUCAAGUAUCGUGAAAUGAAGGAUCAAAAGUACACUGAUGUCCACAAGGGUGAACACCUGUAUGCCAACCCAGGGAAGAAGCGUGGAGGGCUGUGGUACACCUACAUACUCAGCCUGGUGUUCAAAGCCGGCUUUGAUGCAGGCUUCCUCUAUAUUUUGUACAUAAUUUAUCAAUUCGACAUGCCAAAUGUCACAAAAUGUUCUGUGGAACCUUGUCCAAAUACAGUUGACUGCUACAUCUCCCGUCCUACAGAAAAGAAAAUAUUUACCCUCUUUAUGGUGGUCACCUCUUCGGUGUGCAUCUUCAUGUGUAUCUGUGAGAUUUUCUAUCUGAUUACCAAAAAAGUUCGCAAGUACCUGCUCAGACAGCAAGAACGGAAUACCGUCACAAAGCCCAAUUACAUAAGGGUGGAUCCUACAGCCUCAUCAAACCAGAAUCUCAGCAACUCUGAAAAGGCAAAGGCCGCAGCUGGGGAGAAGGAUUCAAAACCGGCAUAAAUAUGGUCUGAACUGAUUGUGACACAAUCAAGCACAAUAAACACAAAUAAGACACACUGGAUCUUGGUUAUAAUAUAGAUAAUCCAAUCAUGCCAUUUUUUCC
Messenger RNA from Sinocyclocheilus rhinocerous, 895 nucleotides. It is a transcript of the gene gjb9b, whose product is annotated as gap junction protein beta 9b. Lineage: Eukaryota; Metazoa; Chordata; Actinopteri; Cypriniformes; Cyprinidae. The transcript has a single exon. Bases 13 to 792 code for a protein of 259 amino acids. Gene Ontology annotation, cellular component: connexin complex. The record is from RefSeq and is a predicted model, not a curated record. Gene Ontology annotation, molecular function: gap junction channel activity. Gene Ontology annotation, biological process: cell-cell signaling.